This is a messenger RNA of Lipotes vexillifer (Yangtze River dolphin), 702 nucleotides long. It is a transcript of the gene TNFRSF18, whose product is annotated as TNF receptor superfamily member 18. NCBI's taxonomy places the organism in Eukaryota, Metazoa, Chordata, Mammalia, Artiodactyla, Lipotidae. Gene Ontology annotation, cellular component: plasma membrane; external side of plasma membrane. Gene Ontology annotation, biological process: positive regulation of cell adhesion; negative regulation of apoptotic process. Gene Ontology annotation, molecular function: tumor necrosis factor receptor activity; protein binding. The transcript is spliced from 5 exons. The coding region runs from base 1 to 702 and encodes 233 amino acids. The record is from RefSeq and is a predicted model, not a curated record.
AUGGGGGUGAGGGUCGCGCGCGUGGCCCUGUGCGGCGUCGCGCUGCUCUGCGCGCUGGGCCUGGCCCAGCACCCCCCCGGGGGUCUGAGCUGCGGCCCCGGCCGCCAUCUGCAUGGGACGGGGACCAGCGCGCGCUGCUGCCGCUCGUGCACCCCAGGUAAGGCGGCUGAGGGGGUCUGUCCUGAGCUGGACUGCCAGUGUAUCCAGCCUGAGUUCCACUGUGGAGACCCCCAGUGUAAGAGCUGCAAGUACUACUCCUGUCCGCCUGGCCAGAGGGCGUGGCCUGUAGGGAAGUUCAGCUUCGGCUUCGAGUGCAUCGACUGUGCCGCGGGGACCUUCUCUGGGGGCCGCGAGGGCCGCUGCAAACCUUGGGCAGACUGCUCCAAGCUUGGGUUUCCCACUGUGUUCCCCGGGAACAAGACGCACGAUGCCGUGUGCAGCCCAGGGCUGCCGCCGACGGAGCCACGUGGCCUGCUGACCGCCGUCCUAGGCCUGGCCGCCUGCGUCCUGGCCCUGACCGUGACCCAGCUCAGCCUGCACAUCUGGCAGCUGAGGCAGAGAGUGCGGCCCCCAGAGACACAGCUGCUCCUAGAGGCCCUGCCACCCCCGCCCGAGGACGCCUGCAGCUGCCAGUUCCCCGAGGAGGAGUGGGGCGAGCCGCUGUCGGAGAACAAGGGCCGCCUGGAGGACCUGUGGGUUUGA